Molecule: messenger RNA, 432 nt
Organism: Cladophialophora psammophila CBS 110553
Lineage: Eukaryota; Fungi; Ascomycota; Eurotiomycetes; Chaetothyriales; Herpotrichiellaceae
Exons: 1
Coding region: 1-432 (143 amino acids)
Source: RefSeq, a predicted model, not a curated record
AUGGCGUCCCCACCGUACAUCUUCUUCCAUAAUAGAAACGGCGGUUAUUGGUGGCACGAAAAAACAGAUCCAAUCCUACAGAACUGUCGAACAAUCAACGAAGAAGCUGCACAGUCCCUCCUAAGCUCACUUACUGUGAACGUAUCUCAACCGUGCUCUCUCCUUCGUUGGCUAAACAAGAACCAUCCCGCCUAUAUCACAGACCUCGUCGUCUUCGUUGACGCGUGUUGCGACAGUCCUCCUGCAAUGCACUGGAGCCAACUUUUUGAGAAACUCGGCCGUGAAGCCACAAAUUUGCAACAUCUGACCAUUUAUUGGGACUCGGAGAACUUUGUCCAUAGAGGUUUGGGGAAGGACCUCUGCUUUGUCCGAGCACUGACGCAACUAAAAGUGAAGAAGACAAUAACAAUUGAAGGUUUCUAUGCGCUGUGA